This is a messenger RNA of Malania oleifera, 1619 nucleotides long. RefSeq names its product anthocyanidin 3-O-glucosyltransferase UFGT-like. The coding region runs from base 70 to 1464 and encodes 464 amino acids. The transcript is spliced from 2 exons. NCBI's taxonomy places the organism in Eukaryota, Viridiplantae, Streptophyta, Magnoliopsida, Santalales, Ximeniaceae. The record is from RefSeq and is a predicted model, not a curated record. Gene Ontology annotation, molecular function: UDP-glycosyltransferase activity.
UAUAUAUAUUUUGUUCCACCACAAGAAUAAUGGGCAAGCCAAAGUGAAUCUGCCAUUCGACAUUCAAGCAUGCCGGAGAUCGUCGACACCUCGCCGGAGCCCCACGUUGCCGCCUUGGCCUUUCCCUUCGGCACCCACGCCGCUCCUCUCCUCGCCGUCAUCCGCCGCCUGGCCGCGGCGGCCCCGGCCGCGCACUUCUCCUUCUUCGGCACCGCCCGGUCCAACGCCUCGAUCUUCUCGGCGUCGGAAAGCGACGCGCAACGCAAUGUCACGGCUCACGACGUGCCGGACGGCAUCCCGGAAAACUACGUGUUCUCCGGGAGACCGCUGGAGCACAUCGAUCUGUUCAUGGCGGCGGCGCCGGAGGUAUUCCGCGCCGGCGUCGCGGCGGCGGCGGCUGAGGCCGGGAGGAAGGUGAGCUGCGUGGUGAGCGAUGCGUUCUUUUGGUUUGCGGCGGAGAUAGCGGAGGAAAUGGGAGUUCCGUGGGUGCCCUUUUGGACUGCGGGGCCAGCAUCGCUCUCCGCUCACGUUCACACCGAUGCCUUUAGGCAGAGGAUUAACGAAGUUGGAGGUUUUGUAGGACAUGAAGAUGAACCACUUGAGAUUAUCCCGGGCAUGUCUCGAUUACGAUAUCGGGACUUGCCUGAAGGAGUUGUGUUUGGAAACCUAGAAUCGAGUUUCUCAGAAAUGCUUCAUAAAAUGGGCCUAAUGUUACCCCAUGGAGCCGCACUUUUCAUGAACUCUUUUGAAGAGCUAGACACUGACAUGACAAAUUACCUGAAAUCCAAGUUCAAGAAAUUCCUCAAUGUUGGGCCUUCCAACCUCAUCACACCCCAACCACCACCCUCUAACAAAGUUCCUGAUGCAAGUGGGUGCAUCCCAUGGCUUGACAAGCAAAAUCCCGCAUCGGUCGCCUAUGUUAGCUUUGGCACUGUCAUGACGCCAACCCCAAACGAGAUCACAGCACUUGUCGAGGCACUAGAAGAGAGUGGAGUUACCUUUCUGUGGUCCUUUAGGAACAAUUCUGAGGCCCAUUUGCCAAAUGAGUUCUUGGAAAAUACAAAAGGAAGAGGAAUGGUUUUGCCAUGGGCUCCCCAAAAGGAAGUCCUAGCACAUGAUGCAGUUGGGGUGUUUGUGACACAUUGUGGUUGGAACUCGUUGCUCGAGAGCAUUGCUGGCGCUGUGCCAAUGAUCUGCCGACCAUUCUUUGGUGAUCAAAGGCUGAAUGCGCAGAUGAUCCACCGCGUUUGGGAGAUUGGUGUGGAAGAAGUCGGUGGGGUUUUAACGAAGAAUGGGCUAAUGAAAAGUCUGACAGUGGUUUUGUCACAGGAAGAAGGGAGGAAAAUGAGGGUGAAGAUCAAAAACCUCAAAGAACUUGCGCAGAAGGCUGUUGAGCCGGAAGGGAGCUCAACUCAGAAUUUCAAAGCUUUAUUAGAAACUAUAUUGAAUAAAAGAGACGCAUGACUCCAGGAUUUUUGGUAAAUGAUUCUGUAGUUUUUGUUUGUGAUUCAUGUAAUGAAUUGUGGUUUGAUGGGCUUGCUUGUUUAGCAGUUGAUAAAAAAUUGACUUUAUACAAUAGUAAAAUAUCAGCUGAGCAGCUACUAUGGUUGCAAGUUUAA